AGAUCCAAAAUGGAGGCGGUUGCAGCGACACAGCAGUAAAACCGAGCAGCGAGUGAAUGAAGUCAGCUGAUCACCGUCUGCUGUCACGCAUCGCAGCACCUCUCAUUUCUCUCGAGGCAAGACACUUAACCGCAGAUUCACACACAGAAGUCAGACCAAGCCUGCAACGAUGGACAUGUCCAAGCUGCCCAAGAUCCGGGAUGAAGAGAGGGAGAGCCAGUUUGGAUACGUUCAUGGAGUCUCCGGACCAGUGGUGACAGCCACAGCCAUGGCGGGAGCAGCCAUGUACGAGCUGGUGCGUGUGGGCCACAGCGAGCUGGUGGGAGAGAUUAUCAGGUUGGAGGGAGACAUGGCCACCAUCCAGGUCUACGAGGAGACGUCUGGUGUAUCUGUGGGAGAUCCUGUGCUGCGUACAGGGAAGCCUCUCUCUGUUGAGCUGGGCCCUGGAAUCAUGGGGUCCAUUUUUGAUGGUAUCCAGCGCCCCCUAAAGGACAUCAAUGACCUAACACAAAGCAUCUACAUCCCCCGAGGUGUCAACAUUGGAGCCCUCAACCGAGACCUCAAAUGGGAAUUUUCUCCCAGUAAAAGCCUGCGGGCUGGCAGUCACAUCACAGGGGGAGACAUCUAUGGGCUUGUGUUUGAGAAUUCCCUCAUCAAGCAUAAGAUCAUGCUGCCUCCACGAAACAGAGGCACCGUAACCUACGUAGCCCCACCUGGAAACUACGACAUCAGUGAUGUGGUGAUGGAGCUGGAAUUUGAGGGGGUGAAGGAGAAGUUCACCAUGGUGCAGGUGUGGCCUGUCAGACAAGUGAGGCCCGUCACAGAAAAACUGCCUGCCAAUCACCCACUGUUGACUGGACAGAGAGUACUGGACGCCCUCUUUCCUUGUGUGCAAGGAGGAACCACAGCCAUUCCAGGAGCCUUUGGCUGCGGGAAGACUGUCAUCUCCCAGUCCCUUUCCAAAUACUCCAACAGCGACGUGAUCAUCUACGUAGGCUGCGGGGAGCGUGGAAACGAGAUGUCAGAAGUACUGCGAGACUUCCCUGAGCUGACCAUGGAGGUGGACGGGAAAACGGAGAGCAUCAUGAAGAGAACCGCGCUGGUAGCGAACACCUCCAACAUGCCCGUGGCUGCCAGAGAAGCCUCCAUCUACACAGGAAUCACGCUGUCUGAGUACUUCAGAGACAUGGGAUACAAUGUGAGCAUGAUGGCCGACUCCACCUCCCGUUGGGCUGAAGCUCUCAGGGAGAUUUCUGGCCGUCUGGCUGAGAUGCCCGCUGACAGUGGUUAUCCUGCCUACCUUGGUGCCCGUCUCGCCUCCUUCUAUGAGCGUGCUGGAAGGGUGAAGUGUCUGGGCAACCCUGAGAGAGAGGGCAGCGUCAGUAUUGUGGGAGCUGUGUCGCCCCCUGGUGGUGACUUCUCUGACCCGGUCACUUCAGCCACCCUUGGUAUUGUACAGGUGUUCUGGGGUCUCGAUAAGAAGCUGGCUCAGAGGAAGCACUUCCCCUCUGUGAACUGGUUGAUCAGCUACAGCAAGUACACUCGUGCUCUGGAUGAGUACUAUGACAAGCACUUCCCAGAGUUUGUGCCCCUGCGCACCAAAGCCAAGGAGAUCCUGCAGGAGGAGGAGGACCUGGCAGAGAUCGUGCAGCUCGUCGGAAAGGCAUCGCUGGCAGAAACGGAUAAGAUCACCUUGGAGGUUGCAAAGCUGAUCAAGGAUGACUUCCUACAGCAGAACGGUUACACACCCUAUGACAGAUUCUGCCCCUUCUACAAGACGGUUGGCAUUUUGUCCAACAUGAUAGCCUUCUAUGACAUGGCACGGCACGCAGUAGAGACCACAGCUCAGAGCGACAGCAAAAUCACCUGGGCCAUGAUCAGGGAGCACCUGGGAGAAAUCCUCUACAGGAUCAGCUCUAUGAAGUUUAAGGACCCGGUGAAGGACGGAGAGGCGAAGAUCAAGGCCGAGUACGCCCAGCUGUUGGAGGACAUGCAGAACUCCUUCCGCACCUUGGAGGAAUAGACUUCCACCGCUCACCUUUCCACUCUCAUCUCUGACCCCCUCCACUGCAGAAUCACAUUCCACCACCUGAUAUUCCCAAAUCCUGUGCUCCACCGUGCCCCCUUGUGAGUGUGUAUGUGCGAGUGUGUGUGUCUGUGCAAUUCCAUGUGGAGGGAAAAGAGCAAGAUGUACUGUAUUCAUGAUUAUUUGUUGCCUCACAUAGGUUUACUCUGGAUCCUCUGCGUGGUCAUCACUCUGAGGGUGUGUGUGUGUGCGUGUGUGCGUGUGUGUAUGUGUGUGUGAUUAUGUAUGUAUGAAAGAGAGAACUCUUCGCCCUGUUUUUCUUGCUCUGUUUACAUGAUUUCUGUCUGUAGCCGUGUCGGGUCUUCCCUGAAGACUUCAGUUGAUGUAAUUGUCAUUCAUAGUCCAUUUGUACAGAAGAGUAUUAAAGAUAAAUUUAAUAAGAUCAGUCUAUUUAUUGCCAGUGUUUUGAUGUGAACGCUUUGUGGUUCUUUCUUUUGUUUUAUGAUCGUUUCCAGCUGUGCAGUGCUGUGUAUUUGCUGUGUGAAUGUGUAAAGAGUCGGACUCCGACACCAAACUGUCCAAUAAUUACAUGAUGUUACUUUCAAAGAAUUAAAACGUGGGAGAAAAAAAACCAAAUCAUGA
This is a messenger RNA of Myripristis murdjan (pinecone soldierfish), 2668 nucleotides long. It is a transcript of the gene atp6v1ab, whose product is annotated as ATPase H+ transporting V1 subunit Ab. The record is from RefSeq and is a predicted model, not a curated record. The coding region runs from base 170 to 2023 and encodes 617 amino acids. Gene Ontology annotation, biological process: ATP metabolic process; proton transmembrane transport. NCBI's taxonomy places the organism in Eukaryota, Metazoa, Chordata, Actinopteri, Holocentriformes, Holocentridae. Gene Ontology annotation, cellular component: proton-transporting V-type ATPase, V1 domain; lysosomal membrane. The transcript has 15 exons. Gene Ontology annotation, molecular function: proton-transporting ATPase activity, rotational mechanism; ATP hydrolysis activity; ATP binding.